AUCGAUUUUCAUUCCACAGUGAGACAUCGUCGCGUUUACAACUCUCGAGCGGACGCUUGUCAGAAGUUAUUCGAAUAAAUUAUUAAUCGUGUGUCGGAAAACGAUCUGAAAUCACAUCUCUCUCUCUCUAUAUAGAUAUAUAUAACUCUUCAACGCGUUUGCUGAUCAAAUCUUGAAAACAACUUGCAACAUUUACGCAGUGAAUUAUGUAAAACGGAAACUGGAAAUUUAGAAUUCCAUGACGCCAUAUUUGUUUUUCAACCUGAUUGAACGACCGUGUUUUUGGUGCCUCUGAAGUCAUUUGGUGUCUCUCAGUGUGCGUCUGUGUGUGUGUGAGAGUGUUUGAGAAUCAGAGAAUCCAAAAUUAAAGGCGGAAGUGAGUGUUGCACUUGAAUAUCUUGUGAAGUGUGAAAACAACAAAAAAAUAUUAUUAAAUGUUGUUCAAAAAUAAGCAGAAAAAAUAAUAGCAAACCGAUGAUAUAGUAUCUAAACUACAUAGAUAUAUAUGGACGAUAUGGACGAGUGUGUGUGUGCCCUUGUUGGUGUUGUAGAACUGUAUGUGAAUGUGAAUGUGAAUGCGAUUGCCUUUGUGUGCGCGGGCAAGAAAUAUCCGCUUACCUAAGCGAAAAAAAAUUCUCUCCGCAACGGCUUAAGAACCACACACAGAUACAGACACAGACACACACACAGACACAUUGAUACGGAUACACACUCUCGCAGAGACUGAGAGGAGGCUAACACAGAAAGCCAAACCAGAAAAUCCACAUUGUUCGGUGUCUCGUUCCGCGCGCGCCUACGUUGUUGUCGUCGUCGUCGUCACCACAGAGAGCUACUACUACGUAACGUAAGCCGCCUGUCUAGUGUUGUUGUUGUUUUCAUUGUUGUUGUUGUUGUUCCACAAGAAUGGGUGACUCCACACCCAUUUGCCGCUGUCGGGUACUCUAUCUGGGCAGCGCUGUGCCCCGUCAGAGUAAGGAUGGCUUACAGGGCAUACAGGAACCAUUGCGUAGCCUUUAUCCAUCGGAAGGAGCUGUCGGCGCCAAGGGUAUCGACAGUUGGCUUAGCGUCUGGUCCAAUGGCAUUCUUUUGGAGAAUGUGGACGAGAAUCUGAAGCAGAUUACACGUUUCUUUCCUAUCGAAUCGCUGCAUUAUUGCGCCGCCGUGCGGCAAGUCCUCAUACCCGAACGUGGCAAUGCUCAUCCGGAGCCAAAGUUCUUACCCUUGGAUUCACCAUUCGCCCGCAUGCCGCGUGCCCAGCAUCCGCCCAUAUUUGCAGCGAUCCUGCGCAGAACCACCGGCAUCAAGGUACUUGAGUGCCACGUCUUCAUUUGCAAGCGGGAGGCGGCAGCUAAUGCCCUAGUCAGAUGCUGUUUCCAUGCCUAUGCGGACAAUUCGUAUGCCCGCCAGUUGGAGACCAGCAGCACGGCCGGAGGUGGCAGCAGUGUGUAUGGCACAUUGAAAAGCGGCGCCGGUAGCAAAUCGAAUGGCGAUCUAACCACAGUUGGCCUAACCAAUGGCAAUGGCAGUCAUCAUUUGCCACUGUCCGCUCAAGGAGGCUGGAGAUCGAGAGCCGGCAGCACCACAACAUUGAAUAGCUUGGGUCGCACAUCGAAUGGACAUGUCCACAAUGGUUCUGGCUUGGGCAUUAAUGGCGGCAGUACGGGCAGUGCUGCCGAGGGCUAUACGUCCGUCAAGAACUUUUAUGGGAGUAGCGCAGAUCUAAAUGUGACAGUGGAUGAUGGCGAGGUUUCGCUUUAUAAUGGCGAUGAGAAUCAUAAGGUGUGGAGCGGUUCACAGGAUCAAUUGGAUAGCAUUGGAGCUGUCGAGAGUCCCUAUGAGGUGUUCUCUGGCAACAACUCUACGCUGGGUAGGCCACUGCGUGCCCGUCAAAUAAGCACACCCAUUGAAGUGCCACCGCCACCCGUUAAAGAGGAACGUAAGAAUAAACGGGACAAAAAGUCAUCCAAGUCGAGCGGCAGCCAAUCGCUGUCUGGAACUCUAAUUAGACCAAAGCCCAUGCAUCCGGCAGCAAUGCAUCGCUCUGGAAUGCAACAAGGACAUCCAGGACCAGGUAGCGUUAUAUAUGGCCCUGUAGCUGGACACGGUCCGCAUCCGUCACGGUAUCACACCAUCAGUCAUCGUGGUUUCCCUGCUGGUCCGCCCACACCCAAUGGACAUAUGGGGCAUCACCUGCCACCGCAUCCACAUCAGCAUCAUAUGAUGCAUCAUGGCCCACCACCACAUAUGGGUGGCAUGCCGCCAUUGCAGAUUCCAGUGAUGUUGCCGCAGCAGUAUGCCACGCUGCAGCCGUCGCGUUCGACCAGCAAAAAGAAGAAGAAGGACAAAAAGAAUGGAGGAGGUGGCGUACCAGUUGGCAUGCCCAUAGUACCACCAAUCUACGCCUAUCACCAGCAGCAAGCCAUGGGCGGAAUACCUCCACCACCGAUGGCCCAAUCGGUUAUCGGAGAGCCGCGUCCCCUGAGCAUGUCCAGUCGCAAAAUGGCCGCAUCCAUGGGCAAUGGCCUGGAUGAUUCGGGCAAUUCGGGUGCCGAAUCCCCAUCCCCAGGUGGCACAGGCAUCUAUAAGCGCAAAGGACACUUGAACGAGCGAGCAUUCAGCUAUUCUAUACGCCAGGAGCAUCGUAGCCGUAGUCAUGGUUCACUGGCCAGUUUACAGUUCAACCCGCCGGACAUAAAGAAGGAACGUGAAAUUGCCCAAAUGGUGGCAGGUCUCGAUCUAAACGAUGGCGAACGGCCAAUGGGACCGAAUACUCUGCAACGCAAGCACAUGGCAAUGGCGAAUGGUCCGGGACCUGUACAGCAUCCACAUGCCCAUCCAAUUCCUCAUCCGCAUGCCAUCUAUGGACCAAUUGGCCCUUCCAGCAGCUUUGGCAAGCCACGCAGAUAAAAACAAAAAGGACAAAAUACUCCCAUUCACCAUUAAUCUAUCUAUCUAUAUACAUAUAUAUAUAUAUACACAAACUUUUAGCGAUGCUGGUCAAAUUAGAAGAAAAGGAUUCAAGCAAUUAGAACUUGCAACAGAAUGAAGAAUGCAGCAGGACCAGCAAAAAAAAGGUCUGAAGGGAA
Drosophila willistoni is the source of this 3086-nucleotide messenger RNA. Its product is annotated as protein pygopus. The transcript is spliced from 3 exons. The record is from RefSeq and is a predicted model, not a curated record. Bases 904 to 2907 code for a protein of 667 amino acids. NCBI's taxonomy places the organism in Eukaryota, Metazoa, Arthropoda, Insecta, Diptera, Drosophilidae.